Messenger RNA from Varroa destructor (honeybee mite), 1400 nucleotides. It is a transcript of the gene THG, whose product is annotated as tRNA-histidine guanylyltransferase. Gene Ontology annotation, molecular function: tRNA guanylyltransferase activity; magnesium ion binding. Gene Ontology annotation, biological process: tRNA modification. The record is from RefSeq and is a predicted model, not a curated record. NCBI's taxonomy places the organism in Eukaryota, Metazoa, Arthropoda, Arachnida, Mesostigmata, Varroidae.
GCUCUCGCGUCAGUUCUGGAGCGCAAAAGAAGAGAUUCGAAACUGUGGGUUAAAUGAGUAUUCAUAAGGUGGUGUGCGAUAAAGUUUUAACUGCUGAGAAUUUCCGUGGCAUUUUAAUAACUAACGCCAUGUUAAUCCGACUUCAUUAAGGAUACCGGCAACACGUUAACAUAUUGUACGUGAAAUCUUUAGCUAUCUAGAGCUAUAAAUUAUCCAUUUAUGCGAACAAAUAUGUGGUCACGACUCUGUACCGUUCGAUAAUAUAAAAUCAAAAUACAAAGCCAGUGCCAAGUCAAUUACGAAGUCGGAACGUAAUGUUAGCACAGGUGAGAGAAGGAGCUAAUUCAAUGUUUCAGGUGACAGUCGGACCGAAAUCCUCGCAGUCAUUCGGGUUAUUGAGAAUCAGUGGCCAUUUAUGGCUAGUGAAGCAUCUACUAACAUCCGCAAAAAUGGCUAAAAGCAAAUUCGAUUAUGUUCGUAAUUUUGAGCAGCUCGAUUACGUUCUUCCAAACACAUACAUCGUUGUGCGGCUUGAUGGAAAGGGUUUCCAUAAAUUCACUCAGGCCCACGAUUUCGUAAAGCCUAAUGAUAAACGGGGUCUGGAUCUAAUGUCACGAUGUGCCAAAGAAGUAAUGAAAGAAUUCAACGAGAUCUCAAUGGCAUACGGUCAAAGUGACGAGUACUCAUUUGUAUUCCGCCGAGACGCCACUAUCUACAAGCGGCGUGCGUCGAAAAUAAUGACUAACAUUGCGUCACUGUUCUCUUCUUCAUUUGUGUUCUAUUUCUCCGAAUUCUUCCCCGAGAAAACAUUGUUGUGUCCUCCAGCUUUUGAUGCAAGAGUGGUACUCUACCCCACAAACCAAAAUCUGAGGGACUACCUAUCGUGGCGACAGGCAGACUGCCAUAUCAACAACCUGUAUAACACCGCAUUUUGGGCACUGGUCCAAAAAGGAGGUCUAACAACUUCAGCAGCAGAAGAGCGAUUGCGAGGGACACUUAGCGCUGAUAAAAAUGAGAUCCUCUUUCAGGAGUUUAACUGCAACUACAAUAACGAACCAAGCCAAUUUCGGAAAGGUACAACAAUUGUUCGAGUGCCAAAAGACUACAACCGUAAGGCUACUAUAGGGAACGAUGCUGGUGAUCCAGUUUCAUGCAAAAAGGCCACGGAGCCGGCAUCAAGCACAACAACGACAGCAAUAACAACAAAUACAACAAUUGCAACACAUACUAUAACAUCUGCCGUUUCAAGUGUGGAUCGUGACGUCCCUUGCAUGAACAGUCACAUGAUGCGACAAUCUAGCAGUAAUGAUCUUCACUCUAUGCACCGCGACAUGAUCCAGAAAGAGUUCUGGAACAUGUACCCAUUUAUCUUGCAAUCUGAAUAGAUUAUUGGUGUAUAU